Coregonus clupeaformis (lake whitefish) is the source of this 3554-nucleotide messenger RNA. RefSeq names its product RNA-binding protein Musashi homolog 2-like. The record is from RefSeq and is a predicted model, not a curated record. The coding region runs from base 132 to 1355 and encodes 407 amino acids. Gene Ontology annotation, molecular function: RNA binding. Gene Ontology annotation, cellular component: cytoplasm. The transcript has 15 exons. NCBI's taxonomy places the organism in Eukaryota, Metazoa, Chordata, Actinopteri, Salmoniformes, Salmonidae.
GAGCUGAUCCGAUCCCACGUGUGACGAUUCCAUUCCCGGCUCAGUAAUAUUCUCAUAGUCGGGCUGUGCAUAGCGUUUGCCGUGUCUGUGUGUGUCUGUUACUGUAGUUACUGCCUAUAGUUUGGUUCGCUAUGGAAGGAGACGGGAGUCAAGUUACAUCUGGAAGCCCAAAUGAUUCACAACAUGACCCGGGUAAAAUGUUUAUUGGUGGCCUCAGCUGGCAAACCUCACCAGACAGCCUUAGAGACUAUUUUAGCAAAUUCGGAGAAAUAAGAGAAUGUAUGGUGAUGAGAGACCCUACGACAAAACGUUCCAGAGGAUUUGGAUUCGUUACGUUUGCAGAUGCUGCUAGUGUAGAUAAAGUCUUAGCUCAACCACACCACGAAUUAGACUCAAAGACGAUUGAUCCUAAGGUUGCCUUCCCCCGACGCGCUCAACCUAAGAUGGUCACAAGAACAAAGAAAAUAUUCGUGGGCGGAUUGUCAGCCAACACGGUGGUGGAAGAUGUGAAGCAGUAUUUUGAACAGUUUGGGAAGGUAGAAGACGCCAUGCUCAUGUUUGAUAAAACUACUAACAGACAUAGAGGAUUUGGCUUCAUAACUUUCGAGGGCGAAGACGUUGUAGAGAAAGUCUGUGAAAUUCAUUUUCAUGAAAUCAAUAAUAAAAUGGUAGAAUGUAAGAAGGCCCAGCCUAAGGAGGUGAUGUUCCCACCAGGCACGCGAGGGAGGGCCAGGGGCCUGCCCUACACCAUGGAUGCCUUCAUGCUGGGGAUGGGCAUGCUGAGUGAGUAUGGACCAACACUACUCCAGCACAGUCCAGCACACUACUCAGUCCCACACGGUUACCCUAACAUUGUGGCGACGUACGGCCGUGGAUACACUGGAUUCACCCCGAGUUAUAGCUAUCAGUUUCCUGGCUUCCCGGCGACGGCGUACGGACCAGUGGCGGCAGCAGCGGUGGCGGCAGCACGUGGCUCAGGCUUUCACGAUUACGGGUUUUACUCUGCGCCCAGUGACCAGAGGGGGGCGCCCUGCUCCUUUGCGGACUAUGGCUCCCUGGGGCCCCAGGCGGCUCAGAUGCUGCACAGUGAGCAUGCCACCUCCGCCUGCAACUCCCCCCUCCAGCACCUGCACAGCCCGGAUCAGUUUAAGAGCCCAGGGGGAAACCCAGCUCGUCCUGGAGGCUUUCCAGGUGCCAACAGCCCAGGGCCUGUAGCCGACCUGUACGGCCCUGGAGGCCAGGACUCCAAUGUGGCUAACUACAUCAGUGCUGCUAGCCCCCAGGCUGGCUCCGGCUUUGGCCACAGCAUCGCAGGCCCGUUGAUUGCGACAGCUUUUACAAAUGGAUACCAUUGAACAGGUGGCCGGUUGCCAUCUCAUUGGAGCAGAGUAUAUCUGGUGGUCCAGGGAAGACAGACCGAACCUUCUAAUUGGCUCUCUGUGCAGGUGAUGUCAUCCAACUUCAAGCACUACAGCAUCACCCAGGAGAAAUGAGAGGUGGAACCACAUAAAACAAAAUAUUUAAAAAAAAAAUCAUCUCAGAAAGAAAAGAAAAUAACUGCUGUACCAUAAUCCAAACCUGUAACCUGACAACCUGGUUUGAUAUGACGUUUCAUGAUGAUUUCAUUCACUUUUUUCCCUUCCUUUUAUUAGUUGUUUGAUUAGCUUUAGAGAGAGGCAUUUUAGUUUGAUCCUAAUUAUUUGUGUCAUUUUUGGAUUUUCUCUUGUAGUGUAUGUAAAUUGAUUUUGCUUCUCUCUUCGGGGGUCAUAGUUGAGAAUGUUCGCAAGUCAUGUGUUCACAUUUGGUACCAAUCGUUUAAUCCAAAAAGAUCAAAGCUUUAGGUGUCUUUUUGCACAUAAAAGAAAUCCAAAGUGGAAAGGCUUGGAAAAAAACAUCCAUUUCAUUUCAAAUGAUAAUUCGAGAGGGUAACUAACUAAUAAAUCUUAGUAGCUGUUUUUAAUUCUUGUGAUGUCUCAUUGUUAACCAUAAUUACCUAUUUUUGGGCAAUACAAAGAGGACUCCAAUAUUUUUAUGGUCCUUUUUUAUAAGUGUUGUUUUUGUUGUUUAGAAAAAAAUAUGUAUACUAUAAAACAUUUCAUAUAAAUACAUUGUGAAUUCAAGACUUAAGAAAAAGAAAUGUAACUGUAAAUACUAUUCCAGUCAUUGCAUAUAACCAACUUGAUGAGAGAAUAGCAUAUUUUUGUGAUGGUGUGUCAAAGAAAUGUUCUAGCGUGUGAAUAGAAAAAAAAGCUCUAAACAAAUACUAUUAUCCUUAACUGCUCAGAGACAGUGACUACCCCAGUGAUGGACACAACAUAUUUGAACACUGAUGGCUUGCUCUGUAAAUACUCAAGCUGAAUAACUUUACAAGUGUCAUACCAGUGCAUUUACAAAUGGUGAGUUCAGCGCACAGUUUUAAAGGGAUAAAAUAUAAUUGGUAUCUUUUGUCUAACCAACUGUUAUUUAAGAUAUCAAUAUUAUUUCAGAGUGAUCAUUUAAUCCAAAGCACACUGUACUUAGUGUUGAAGAAUAGAACUCGAGCCUAAGCAUUUUACAGUGCUCUGCGCAUCCUGACACUUUUAUACUCCUGAGAGAAAAACUCAACUUGUUGUUUGUUGUUGUUUGUUUCCUCCUGCUUGUUCCUCUUAAGUUUGGGACUCCCAUCAGUUCUCUUUUCAAUGAAUUAGGAAGGCAAACAUUUUGAUACCAUAUCUCAGCCCUGUGAGUUAUACCUUGGAAUCGUUGACAGGUUUAAUUUAUUUUAGUGGCAAAUAGAUUAAAACAUUGAAUGGGGAAAAAUAUAUUAAUGAUUGCACUGUGAGCAGUAAAGAACAGGCCAUUUCCUAUUUGCACAUGUAUAUGUUGGCUAUUUAAAAUGGUCCUGUCUUUGGGGUGAAGUAUGAAGGAUUAUUGGAUGUUGCUCCUCUCUAGAAUAGGCAUACACAAACAGCUUGGCAAAUAGCAAUUAACUGAUUAAUUACUACCAAUGUGUUGUGGUCAUGUCUUUGGAUUUCGUUGUAUUGUGUAAGCCAACUUCUAAUCUAAAAUAUUGAUGCUAUUUUAGAUCCAGCCAAUAGAAGACACUGAAUAAAUUAUUCAUCCAUAGCUGCUGCGCUAAUUUCUUACACAGUAUGUGUAGGGAUAGGUUUUGCUAAAUUAUAGAGACAUUUAAUGACAUGCAGUAAGAUUUGUAAACAUGAUGAUGGAAUGAGUGGUGUAUAUUCUGAGGAUGUACUUUACCUGCUGCAAAUGUAUUUGAUAUUUCAUUUCACCAGAUUUUUCAUUUCAUUAGCUAUUUUGUUCAGAACAACCUGGUGAAGAAAAAUGCUGGAUGCUUUUAAAUGAUGUGGAGAUAUGAUCAAGUAAUAAUUUAAAUGAGAAAACAGAAGAGAACCGUUGUAAUGUUCAAAUGUAAAAGAAAAAAAGAAAUACAAAACUUUAAAAAAAGAAAAAGAUGCUUCUUCACUGAUUUCAAUUUUGAAUCAGGGGGUUUUAUUGAUAUUUUUGUGGUUACUAAUUGUAAUAUUAUAUUAUUAAAAUGUACUGUUCAUCCA